AUGGAGAGCCUGAGUGAACUACAGAACCCACUGCUGCCUGGGAGCCCCGCCCACCUCCACAGCCCCGCCCACCUCCGCAGCCCUUAUCCCUACGCAGAGGCCCCGCCCAGCUGGUCCUACCAGGAGAAGCUCUACUCCUACCUCCUGGGUGGUGCUGGCCCUGCUCACACCCACCAACUCCUGGACCCAGGGUCCCUGCAGCUGGCUGUGGAGGCCUGGUAUCGGCCCAGCUGCCUCUUGGGAAGGGACAAGGUCAAGGAGCCCCGGGCAGGCAGCUGUGAGACCAGCUUCACAGAGGCCAAGGAGCCCCAGGCAGGGCCUACAGAGCAGUGCACGGAACCUGGCCAAGCUGAAGAGGAUGUCACUAUCCAUACUGUGUCCUACGGGGUUCAAGAGGAGCUGCAGGGCCAGGAGGACAGCCAGGAGGAGGAGGAGGAGAGUGAGGCAACCUCCACAGAGAGUGAAAGUGAAGACAACUUCCUCAGGCUGCCUCCCAGGGACCACCUGGGUCUUACUCUGUUCUCCAUGCUCUGCUGCUUUUGGCCACUGGGCAUCGCUGCCUUCUAUUUCUCCCAGGGGACCACCAAGGCCAUCUCCAAAGGGGACUUCCGCCUGGCCAGCACCACCUCUCGCCGGGCCCUUUUCCUGGCCACACUCUCCAUCGCAGUGGGGGCUGGCCUCUAUGUGGCUGUGGUGGUAGCUCUGGCAGCUUACAUGUCCCAGAACGGACAUGGCUAG
Messenger RNA from Marmota flaviventris (yellow-bellied marmot), 738 nucleotides. RefSeq names its product synapse differentiation inducing 1 like (gene Syndig1l). The record is from RefSeq and is a predicted model, not a curated record. NCBI's taxonomy places the organism in Eukaryota, Metazoa, Chordata, Mammalia, Rodentia, Sciuridae. Gene Ontology annotation, cellular component: intracellular membrane-bounded organelle; membrane.